Molecule: messenger RNA, 336 nt
Organism: Beauveria bassiana ARSEF 2860
Lineage: Eukaryota; Fungi; Ascomycota; Sordariomycetes; Hypocreales; Cordycipitaceae
Exons: 2
Coding region: 1-336 (111 amino acids)
Source: RefSeq, a predicted model, not a curated record
AUGGUUCGCAUCGCUGCUGUUGCUCUUCUGGCCUUCGUCAUAUCUGCCUCGGCGUCCCCUCGAGUACCUGUCGACGCCAAUGAAUCAAUCCUCGACUUUGAGGGCAACCCUUUAUCCGAGAACAAGCAAGAGGAGUUUCUUAAGCUAGAUCAUGAGGGCCAAAAGAAGUUUGACGGCCUUCUGGCUACAUACACCCAAGACCAGCAGAACAUAGACAAGGAGCUCCAAGAUAUCAGUGCAAAGCAAAGCGAUAUACUAGGCAUUCCAAAGUCGGAUGAGGAGGAAUCCACACCAUCAAAUUUGACCGCCAGGGCGGCGCCGCACCUUCGCGGCUAG